AUGAUAUUAUUCACCAGACUGGAAGGAGGAAAAAGAGUCAGUCAGCCAAACAAUAACCAGUCAGGUUUUGAUAUUUUGGCAAAUUACCAGAAUUUUGAAAAAUACCAGUCAGCUGCCAGCGUCACUGGUCGGGUGAAUCAUCGUUCUCCAAUUCGUCCAUUCUUCUGUUGUGGAAGCGAACUUUCUUUGUCCAGUAUUGUGGAACUGCAUGAAUACAAACCCACUUCAUCAUCAGCCUCUUCCUCUGCAGACGAACACUGUUCCCACUUGGGCACGCACAUCUCUUCACCUGACGAUGAUGAAGAGGAAGGUGGGAAGCAUGCAGAGGGUCAUUUGUCCUGCCAGCAGUGUAGCCAUUUAUGUAACGUUGACAUUGAGCCUGCCACUGGGGAGAGGCGCUGGGGUGAAGGAGCAGCAGACAGUAGCCCCCCGCCUAAAAGCAAACAAAAGAAACCAUGGUCAAUGAAGCUCCGUAACAAAUUACCAAAGGCACGUUACAUGGACUAUCGACUGUCCCUUAAGGAGUCACCACAGCGUUUUAAUGAUUGCAGUGUUCAAGGUGCGACUUGUGUUAAUUUUGACACCUGCGCGCACCAUUUGCUGCUGACACACUCUCAGCCUUCGUCCACUGCCUCUUUCCAUCUUUCUUCAUCCAACCAGUGCUCUCCGACACCAGUUCGUUCCUCAAAAGGAAGACAUCGGAAAAGGCAGAAAAAAAAUAGCAUAGCAAGUGUUGCUUUCCAGCAACGACAUUUGUCCUCGAGGCAGUUGGAAAAUUUGUCAAAUAUUACUGAUGUACAAAUUAGCUCAAACAGAAAUAGAAUUGGCCAGCAGCAUGUUUUGCGUGAACCUGUUGACAAUGGCCUUAACAGAAAUACUCCUUGGACUUGUCAAAACUUGUGUGCUGUAUCACCUUCCUCAUCUACUGAUCAAUUCUGUUCGACAUUCAAACGUAAUUGUUCUGUUCAAAGUGUAUCUGGCUCUUAUAAACCAUUCUCCCUCAAGUUUAAUGAUGAAGAAGAAUUUGAAAAUUCCCAAAUUAUGGACUAUUCCACAUUUAACACUCCUGAAGUUACAUUUCAGCGUAUCCACAGUCGGGUGGAGUUCACACAUUGUUUAGUACCAGAACUGCAACAGAUUGCCAAUUGUAGUUUUUACUGGGGUGUUAUGGACAGGUACGAGGCCGAGAAACUCCUUGAGAACAAAGCCGAGGGGACAUUUCUUUUACGUGACAGUGCCCAAGAAGAUUUUCUCUUUUCUGUCAGUUUCCGUCGUUAUGGUCGUUCACUCCAUGCUCGCAUUGAGCAGUGGAACCAUAAGUUUAGUUUUGACUCUCACGACCCUGGUGUGUAUGCAGCACGAACUGUAUGUCAUUUGAUAGAACAUUAUAAAGAUCCCAGUUGCUGUAUGUUUUUCGAGCCAAUGUUGACUCUGCCUCUUAACCGGACAUUCCCUUUUUCACUUCAGCAUUUGUGCCGGGCUGCCAUAUGCAGUCUUAUCACCUAUGACAAAGUUACCUGUUUACCUCUUCCAGCAUCGUUAAAAGAGUUUCUUCGUUAUUACCACUACAAGUUAAAGGUUAAUGAAAAGCGGUUUUGA
This is a messenger RNA of Acanthosepion pharaonis, 1599 nucleotides long. NCBI's taxonomy places the organism in Eukaryota, Metazoa, Mollusca, Cephalopoda, Sepiida, Sepiidae. The record is from the annotation of a GenBank genome assembly.